This is a messenger RNA of Cokeromyces recurvatus, 2394 nucleotides long. Its product is annotated as urea amidohydrolase alpha subunit. The coding region runs from base 1 to 2394 and encodes 797 amino acids. Gene Ontology annotation, molecular function: urease activity; nickel cation binding. Gene Ontology annotation, cellular component: urease complex. The record is from RefSeq and is a predicted model, not a curated record. NCBI's taxonomy places the organism in Eukaryota, Fungi, Mucoromycota, Mucoromycetes, Mucorales, Mucoraceae. Gene Ontology annotation, biological process: urea catabolic process. The transcript has 7 exons.
AUGAGAGAUGGAUGUUAUUCAGUAGCGCAGUUAAUGGAUAUGGGGAAACAAAUGCUAGGUAGAAGACAUGUUAUACCAGAUGUCUUUCAUAACUUACAUGAAGUUCAAGUGGAGGGCACUUUCCCAGAUGGUAGUUAUUUGGUUACCGUUCAUGAUCCUAUUUGUACAGAGAAUGGCAAUUUAGAAAUGGCUCUUUAUGGCUCAUUUUUUCCUAUUCCAUCUAAAGAUAAAUUUCCUCCUAUAUCAUCAGAAGAAGAUUAUAUGGAUAAGAAGAGGGCUCCUGGUGCCAUCAUCGUUAAGUCUGGAAAAAUUGAAUUAAAUGCAGGUAGAAAACGAUUAUCGCUAGCUGUUACCAAUUAUGGUGAUCGUCCAAUCCAGAUUGGAUCACAUUUCCAUUUUAUUGAAGCAAAUGCAGCUUUAAAUUUCAAUCGUGCUUUAGCUUAUGGUAUGCGACUUGAUAUUCCAGCAGGAUCAGCAGUUCGUUUUGAACCAGGAGAUUCUAAAACAGUAAAUCUUGUAGAAAUAGGAGGCAACAAAGUAAUCACAGGCGGUAAUGGUCUCGCAACAGGUCCUAUUAAUUUUAAUCGUUUACCAGCUAUCAUUGAUUCCCUAGUAGCUAAAGGAUUUAAACAUGAUUCAACUGCACUUUCUCUACCACUAUCAACCGCUAUUCCAACUACAUUAGAUAGAGACUAUUAUGCUGAUCACUUUGGACCUACUACAGGGGAUCUCGUUCGUCUUGGGGAUACAGAAUUAUGGGCAAGAGUGGAAAAGGAUUAUACAGUUUAUGGCGAUGAAUGUAAAUUUGGGGGUGGUAAAGUUUUACGAGAAGGCAUGGGUCAAGCAACAGGAAGGUUGGAUAAAGAAGUAUUAGAUUUAGUUAUCACAAAUGCUCUUAUUAUUGAUUAUACGGGCAUUUAUAAAGCAGAUAUUGGUAUUAAGAAUGGAAUCAUUGUUGGUAUUGGUAAAGCAGGUAAUCCAGAUGUCAUGGAUGGUGUCACACCUGGCAUGAUCGUUGGUGCUGGUACAGAAGCAUUAGCAGGUGAAGGUAAAAUUUUUACUGCGGGCGCUAUUGAUUCUCAUGUUCAUUACAUUUGUCCACAAUUGUGUUACGAGGCACUUUCUAGUGGUGUAACAACAUUGAUAGGCGGUGGUACUGGACCCAACACAGGUACAAAUGCUACUACUUGUACUCCAGGUAAUUUCCAUAUUGAGAUGAUGAUGAAAGCGACCGAUGACAUUCCUAUGAAUUUUGGUUUCACGGGUAAAGGAAAUUGUUCAAAUAAGGAAGAAUUAGUUGAACAUAUCAAAGCAGGCUGUCUUGGUUUAAAAUUACAUGAAGAUUGGGGGACAACGCCCACUGCUAUUGAUACUUGUCUUCAAGUGUGUGAUGAAUUAGAUGUACAGGCUACUAUUCAUACGGAUACUUUAAAUGAGGCAGGGUUUGUUGAAUCUACCAUUUCUGCGUUUAAGGGAAGAACCAUUCAUACAUAUCAUAGCGAGGGUGCAGGUGGUGGACAUGCUCCAGAUAUUAUCACUGUAUGUGGAGAACCUAAUGUACUUCCAUCGUCAACCAAUCCAACACGUCCAUUUACAGCCAACACCUUAGAUGAACAUGUUGACAUGCUGAUGGUUUGUCAUCAUUUAUCUAAAAAAAUUCCUGAAGACGUUGCAUUUGCAGAAAGUAGAAUUCGAGCUGAAACAAUUGCAGCAGAGGAUGUAUUGCAUGAUAUAGGUGCCAUUAGUAUGAUCAGUUCAGAUUCACAAGCCAUGGGUAGAGCAGGGGAGGUUAUAUUACGUACUUGGAAAACAGCCAGUAAAAUGAAGCAGCAGCGUGGUACCUUAAAAGAAGAUAAAGAUACAGAAGAAGGGGGUGAUAAUUUUAGAAUCCGUCGUUAUAUUGCUAAAUAUACUAUCAAUGUUGCUUUAGCGCAUGGUAUUGGGCAUCUUGUAGGUUCUAUUGAAGUUGGUAAAAUAGCUGAUUUGGUUUGUUUUACUCCAGCCUAUUUUGGCUCGAAGCCUGAACUUAUUUUGAAAGCGGGUGUUAUUGUAUGGAGUCAAAUGGGUGAUGCUAAUGGUUCUAUUCCAACUACAGAACCUGUUAUUUCAAGACCUAUGUACGGAUCAAACCCAUCUAGUUUAUCCUCUUCUUGUUUUGUUUUUGUAUCACAAUUGUCCCUGGAUGAAGGUGUAGUCCAAGGUUAUAAGCUUCGCAAGCAAUUAAAAGCAGUAAAGGGGUGUCGUACAGUAAGUAAAAAAGAUAUGCAAUUAAAUGAUACUCUGCCAAAGAUCACAGUGGAUCCUGAGACUUAUAAAGUUCAAGCUGAUGGAGAAGAAUGUGUAUGUGAUCCUGUAUCCUCAUUACCUCUUACUCAAUCUGUAUACCUAUUUUAA